Messenger RNA from Vanessa atalanta (red admiral), 1529 nucleotides. RefSeq lists its product as uncharacterized. The coding region runs from base 78 to 1325 and encodes 415 amino acids. Gene Ontology annotation, cellular component: extracellular matrix. The record is from RefSeq and is a predicted model, not a curated record. NCBI's taxonomy places the organism in Eukaryota, Metazoa, Arthropoda, Insecta, Lepidoptera, Nymphalidae. The transcript is spliced from 10 exons.
UCACUGGUAUAUAAAAACUCACGGCCAGAACCGAUUGAUAUCAAUCACUGACCAGAACUGAACCGAACAAUAUCAAAAUGUUCAGCAAAAUCGUAGCUUUCGGAGCCAUGCUCGCAGCGGCCAGCGCUGGUUACUACCCAGGACACGGCCAUGCCGUUUCAUCCCAAAGCAUUGUUCGUCAUGACGAGGGCCUCUCUCUUGGACAUAUCGCCGCUCCCGCUCACUACGCCGUACCCCUAGUACAGGCAGCUCCCCUCGCACACUACGCCGCCCCAGCUGCCUAUGCUGACCAUUACGACGGUCACGAUGAAUACGCUCACCCCAAAUACGACUUCGCGUACUCAGUAGCUGACCCCCACACCGGUGACCACAAGUCCCAGCACGAGAGCCGCGACGGUGACGCCGUGCACGGAUACUACUCCCUGGUACAGCCCGAUGGUUCCGUCCGCAAGGUCGAAUACACCGCUGACGACCACAAUGGAUUCAACGCUGUAGUCCACAACUCUGCCCCAUCUAUUCACCCCCAGGUCGCCUACGACGUGUUUAUAUAUUUCGACUUACCCACUGUGGUCAUCAGCAGAGUAUUCAACCUUACGGACGGAACCAUCAGGCUGCACCAGGGAAUAGUAUCCGUGCACGGCGUCACCGUCGCGGCUCUCGUGCUGGGACUUGUGGUCACCGGUGUGGGGCAUAGUGAGCAGAAGGUGCAUAUACUACGGGAGCAUAAGCCAAGGGGGCAGCGUGUACAAGAGGAGAGGCGUAGGACAAAUGAGUGCUAUGGCCUUCGUCAUGACGCACGAUACUUUGAGAAGACACGGCAUGACCGUGCAAGAGACCAGCGUUGGCUGCUGCCAGCAAGAUUGAAAGAUAUUGAAUAUAGAAAAAUGUUCUCCAAAAUCGUUGCCUUUGGCGCCCUACUGGCUGCGGCCAAUGCGGAUCUUUAUGGACAUGCUGUGUCUUCUCAAAGUAUUAUCCGACAUGAUGGAGGACACUACGCUGCUCCUCUGGCAUACGCUCCUGUGGUAUAUGCACCUGUCUCACAAUAUGGACACUACGACGGCGCCCAUUACGACGGACAUGAUACUUACGCACACCCAAAAUACGACUUCGCGUACUCAGUAGCCGACCCCCACACCGGCGACCACAAGUCCCAACACGAGAGCCGCGACGGUGACGCCGUGCACGGAUACUACUCCCUGGUGCAGCCCGAUGGUUCCGUCCGUAAAGUUGAAUACACCGCUGAUGCUCACAAUGGUUUCAAUGCUGUAGUGCACAACUCUGCCCCGUCGAUUCAUCCUCAGUCCGCUUACCAUCAUUAUUACUAAGCGAACUCGUCAAAUUAAAAUGAAAUUUUAAACAGAAUUUCUUUACUAAUAAACGUUGUAUAGCAAUAGUAUACUUACAUAACGCUUUGUCUUCUUCUUUCUAAUGUAGAAUUACGGAAGACAAAAAGAGAGUAAUAGCUAUCUUACCCACUAUAAAGCGUUUAUUAGUAUAUGGUUAUCCAUAAGUAUUUAUUAUUUAUUAAA